Chaetura pelagica (chimney swift) is the source of this 826-nucleotide messenger RNA. RefSeq names its product cholesterol 25-hydroxylase (gene CH25H). Lineage: Eukaryota; Metazoa; Chordata; Aves; Apodiformes; Apodidae. The record is from RefSeq and is a predicted model, not a curated record. Gene Ontology annotation, molecular function: iron ion binding; steroid hydroxylase activity; C-4 methylsterol oxidase activity. Bases 1 to 825 code for a protein of 274 amino acids. Gene Ontology annotation, biological process: cholesterol metabolic process; sterol biosynthetic process. The transcript has a single exon.
AUGAACUGCAGCCUGCCAGACAGAGAGCUGCUCAGCUACAUGAUGGAUGAUCAGCAGGACAAGUUGUGCCUUCAGACUCUUUGGGACUUUGUCACAGCAAACGAGGCAUUGAUCAGGUCACCGUUUUUUCCAGUGCUGUUUUCUUUUACAGCAUACAUGGCUUUCUCUCUUCCAUAUACUGCAUUGGACUUUUUAAGCACUAGACUACCAAACUUGAGAAAAUACAAAAUCCAGCCACAGAGCUAUCCAACUCUUGGAAUGAUGGUGCCUUGCAUUAUUCAAAGUGCUUAUCAUCAUGCUGUUUUGAUCUUCCCGGUGACAUUUCUCCACUGGUACUGGAGACCAAUGAAUCUACCAGUGAUAGCUCCAGAGCUGCUUGAAGUCCUGCUGGAAGUAGGAGUUUGCCUGCUUCUGUUUGAUUUUGAGUACUUUCUGUGGCAUUUGCUUCAUCACAAGGUGCCUUGGCUCUACAAGACCUUCCACAAGGUGCAUCACAAGCAUGUGUCAACAUUUGCUCUUACUACUCAGUAUUCCAGUGUAUGGGAAUUGCUCUCACUGGGAUUUUUUGCUGCUAUCAACCCAGUGCUCCUCAGAUGCCAUCCUUUGACAGAAAUUAUUUUCUUCCUUGUAAACAUUUGGUUGUCAGUGGAGGACCAUUCAGGAUAUGAUCUUCCAUGGUCAACUCACCGACUUGUGCCUUUUGGUUUAUAUGGAGGAGCACCACAUCAUGAUCUCCAUCAUCUGAAAUUCAAGUCAAACUACGCUCCUUAUUUCACCCACUGGGACAAACUCUUCGGGACAUUCACGGAGCCACAUUCUAGUUAAG